Cephus cinctus (wheat stem sawfly) is the source of this 4391-nucleotide messenger RNA. RefSeq lists its product as uncharacterized. NCBI's taxonomy places the organism in Eukaryota, Metazoa, Arthropoda, Insecta, Hymenoptera, Cephidae. The record is from RefSeq and is a predicted model, not a curated record. The transcript is spliced from 3 exons. Bases 755 to 1729 code for a protein of 324 amino acids.
GUCCCUGUGUGGUCAAUAAUAUUAAUUAGUGCAAGUAAACUAAUCGAAGCGUCAAUUGCACACCGCAAUUACACUGGCAGGUAAUUGCAUGGAACUUUUCAACAGUACAAUGACAUCUGCGAGCAACGAAUUUGAUGUUGUAACCAAGUCAGAAAUAAAUUCAUUAGGUGCGACUUGCUUAAUGACAACUAGGUUAAUGACCAGUCUGUACAAAUAACGAUGACGAACAAAGUAACUUUUGACAAUUGUCAUUAUAGUCGUUGAAAGGUAAUGACGCCGUGUCGAUUCCUCGUAUUUUGCGAUCAGUGUCUAAGGAGUCAUCGUACCCAGUGUAAACCCCAGAAGAGAGUAUUCGCGCGACAUUAAAUCACAGCGAAGGUGAUAGUCGUUCUCGCGUGCAAGCACUAUCUAAUCAAAAGGGCUACGGAGAUUUAUACAGGAAAACGCGUCGAGCGGCGAACAAGAUGUUCUGCACGUGUGCCCACGCUGUUCAAGGCCGUCGUCGUCGGGCCUCCCCUCUACUCCGCCUCGCCCUUAUCAUCACUCUCGACUCUCUGCGUCAGUCGCUCGAUCCCCCGGCAUCUCUCUUUGCUUGUUUCUCACUCUCUCACCAGUCUCUGUCUUUCCCUCGCUCUUGCUCUAUCUCACUCUCACUCUUUCGCGUGGCUCGACUCUCUUGAAAAUCCCGCGAUCCAAACCCCUUGCUCGUCAGUCGAACUUUCCCUACCCGGAACUACCCCUGGGGCAAUCGUUUAUGACCCAGCUGCCUCCCCUAUUGGUUAUUACGGCAGCCAGUACGUCGAACACCCGGGGAUCUCUACCUUCAGUCUUUCUUUACAUCUUCCAUUCUCUCUAUCGCUCUCGUGCCUUUUUAGUAUUCAUAUACUUUUUCUCUGUCGAAGUUUCAACGAAUUCUCAUAGAUGGCUCUAUGCUUUUGGGUUUCUACUCGUUUACGUAUGCAAAGUGAUUGGAUUUGAUCCUCAUCGAUUGCCUUUGCGAACUUUAGUAACCAUCCUUAUUUCCCAGCUACAAAGAAAUAUGGCACCGACCAUCUGCUUGGCAGAAAUACCUAUGCCGAAAAUCGCCUCGAAUCCUUAUGCUCAUCGGCGUCAAAAGAUUCAUAACAGCGGUGUCAUAAAGCAACAGAAACUUGAAAUCGUACAGAUGCUCAACGUCGCCACUGAUGACUUGUCCCUUUCAUCCUCAGAAAGUUCUCUUUGGAAAGCUGGUUGUCCUACCAAUUCGUGUGUACCUGCUAUUGGUUCCUCGUCCAACACUGCCGCUAAAGUUCCUGUCGAUCUUCACGAACAUUGGAGAAACAUCCUGAUACGUCGAGAAGGUCUACUUAAUAUUGUUUCAAGAACAAUGGCUCUUGUACGACGCAAUCAUAUCCUUCAAAAAAGGAUAAACGCUCUGCGGAUGGAAACACGUGAUUUUAUUCGUUCCGUAUUGGGAAAUCCGAAGAACAAAAGUGUACAGGAAGAUGAUUCGACCACAAGAAUCAAGAAAGAAAUGGAUCUAGAUUGUGAGAAGGAAGUGACUCAGAUGAAGGAUUCUAUUGUUUCUUCGUCCAGUGAAGACACGUGCGAAACUUUCUGCUUCUCUCCAUCUAGUCCGGAUUCGACCAGCUCCUUAGAAAAUUGUGUUACAUCCGGCAGUUGUGUUUCUAUGGACGUCGACAGUGAUUCCUUAGACGAUCCAGAUGCGAUUGAUGAUUCAGUUCUGUAGAGUCAAUAGUCAUUAGAAAUUAUUGUCUGUUGAUUUUACUAUUUUGUAUGCCGAACUGCAGUCUUCACGAACAACUCGCGAUAUGAAGUCCAGUAAAAUUGAGAAUGAAGAAGAAUGUAGCUGAAAUUUAUGCGGUAUCCACAUCAGGAGAAGAUAUUGGACCCAGUUUUUUUCAUUUUUAAACUUGAAUUUGACUACCGUAUUAAUUCACUCCAGUCGUAGAAAUAAAAAAGAAGAAAGACAGUUCUAAAUAAUGCAGGGUUAAAUUUAUAUCCUGAUUAGGUAUAAAUUCCCUUCAUCUUGAGACAUGUCUUAAUAUAAUAGAGUUGCGUAAGAGAAAUGACAGUCUAUAUACGCACGCUUUUAUAUUUCAUUCUGAGUGUAUAGCUUCGUGUUUUGGCGUACCGAAUUAUUCGGAAGAACUUUUUCAAAUUCAUUAGUUUUUUGUUCAAAACGUGGGAAAGUCGAGGAUCAACAUAACGUAUAGUUCAAUAAUAGCAUAUAGUUGAUACUAUGCGUAGUGGUUAUGUAAGAGUGAUUCAGUUUAUUAUUAUUAAAUACAUCGUAUAUACCCAACGCAUUAACUGUGAAAAAAUCUUGAAUGACUUGAAAAGAACAAGACAUUUUCUGCGUGUAAACGUCAAGUAAGCUUUCUCCUUAAAUGGCUAAAAUAUAAGUGGAUCUUCUCAUUCACGACUGAGGAAACCGACUGAGAGUGGCUGUUUCUAAUAACUCACUUUGUCGUUUAAGUUCUCAUCAAGAGUCAUUGAAAUGAUAUCAUGAGUAUAUGAUAAGGAUUGCGAAGUCAUCGAUCAUUCAUAACGUUUACAUUGCCAAAGUGAGAUCUAUCGUGGGUUAUUACGGAUAUGAAAUCCGUAAUUGAACAGAUAAAGAUUAAAAAAAGAGAAAUAUUUUAUUCAGCAGAGAGUAAUAAAGUCUGCUUUGUUCAGCGCCGUUUUUCAAGUAUACAAAGUAAUUUCCAAAAAUUGCCCGAGUACAGGACACAGUCCUAUUUCAUUUUUAAUAAAAUAAAUUUGUCAUAUUAUAUAUGAUUCACUUGCCAUAAUAUUUGUACAUACGUAAUAUUCUAAUAUCUUUCUGUGAAACGCUGUAGGAUAUAAGUAGCAGACCUAUUUAUAUGUCGUACCAUUGGUAGCGACUUAUUUCGACAUGAAUUUUUCAUAUAUAUCAAUUGAAAAAGCAAUGUAAAUUCUAUUAUACCUCAUAAAUAACGUCUAGCUGUCUUAUUGUGAUCGUGUGAUAAUCAUACAUAGUAUUUUUAGGGGCAAAACUAUCAAAUGAUACUUGAUUAGGCGUGUGAUAAUAAAUGUAUAUCUCUUGAACGUGUUUUCGUUGCUUGAUCGAUCUACGGGUAGGUUUUGUACCUAACAAUAUGCAAAACAAUUAACGUCUAAUUUUUAUAGCAAUACAACUACGUGAAGUAGUUUCGAAUAAUUGUCUUUAGAUAUAGAUGACAAGUGCAAAAAUGAUAUCACAGCUUGUGGCAAGUUUUUUUAAAUUUCAUUCCGUGUAGACGCUAUAGAUAUACUAUUAUCGCUUCUAUACAAGAUUUUAUAUAAAAUCCAGUGAAUAUUGUAACGUUUGUUUUUGGUGCUUUCACUCCUAUUCUCGUGAUAUUUUAACCAGUCAGCAAUGAUAGCGUAAGAAAUGAAAUUAGAAUCUCAUGGGUGAAGAUUGACAGUCAUCAAGAGAUAAAUUCACAGCAAGGAAUUGAAAUGCACUGAUACCUUUUGAACUAUGAUAAAACAUGUAAGUUAGGUUUAUAAAUAACAAACUUUGUGACUUUUGGCAUAUCAAAUUGUUAAGCUCGACGGCGGCGGCAGGCUAUUUUAUAAUAAAAGUCCAAUAAGCAUUUACAUUGUGCGAAGAAACAACAAAACCAAAUGCUAACGAAAAACACCACAGAAUAUAUUCUAAACUUUAACGUGAGGGUAUAAUAGAAUUUUUAUGUGUCGCAGCCUUUGUGUGUCUUUAUUAUAAUAAUAUUGUAAGCAUAGUACCAAUCAGCAGUACCUAAUUCUUUAAUUAUUUUCGAUUGUUCUCAUUAGCUUUUUACAUUUUUCUCAGUGAUCUCGCGUUUCGGUUUAUGCUUUAUACCGAUUAAUCGGCUUAUUCGGAACAUUUACGAGUUUUAUCCAUGCCUCAUUUAUUUUUUGUUUCUUUUCUACUUUUCAGUUUCUUUAAAACAGUAUUGCUGUGACAUAAUUGCACUUUAUAAAUUUUUGUGUAAGAUCAAGCUCAUGGAUGAAAUUUCACACGUUCAUGCUUCUGAAUGGAGUCAUCAGUUGAGGUACAAGCAGAAUGGGUUUUUUAAUUGUGUGAGUACUAGGGUACAUCCCUUUUGAAUGCAAGAAAUUAUUUUGUAUGGUUGACAUGGUAUAGUGACCUGCUUAAUAAGAAUUGUAAAGUAUCCAAAUAGGAGGGACCGAGUGUGUGUUUCGUAGUUAUUAGACACAAUCGAACUCAAAUUUAAGCUCGAUAAUUUAUUUAUUUAUUGUAUUUCUUUGGAAAAAGAUAGUCCUUGAAAGAUUCAACAUUCAUUACCUUUAUAGUAUUAUAAUGAUAUCCGGAUACUAUUAUAUAAGGUAGAUAAUCAUUUUAAACUGUAACAUAGGUGAACAAAUAAAUACUUGACUAAACA